AUGGGCUCCGCAGACGAAGAUCUGCGAUUGGAUAAUAUGGAGGUGAGGGAUGAGUGGCAGGAUGAAGACUUCCCCAGGCCACUACCAGAGGAGGGCAGCAUGGAGCCAGCAUGUGGCCUCACAGAGGGAAGGACAUCUCCCCCAAACUCUCUGCAUGUGGGUGGGUCUGGGGGAUGCUCCGCCCACCGUAAGAGACGGACCUUGGUGGCCCCGGACAUGAACUUGUCCCUGGAUCAGAGUGAGGGGUCGCUGCUGUCGGAUGACCUCCUGGACACCCCCGACGACUUGGACAUUAACGUCGACGACAUCGAGACGCCGGACGACACGGAUUCGCUCGAGUUCAUCUCCAACGGCAACGACCUGGAGUGGGAGGAUGACACACCGGUUGCAUCGGCGAAGGCUGGCCCGGGUGACGGGGCCGACCAGGUGUGCGACGCUGUCGACGGCGUGGGCGGGAACGGGCGGUUAUGGAGGACCGUGAUCAUCGGCGAACAAGAACACCGCAUAGACAUGCAGGUCAUUCGGCCGUAUGUCCGCGUCAUCUCUCACGGAGGUUACUAUGGCGACGGCCUGAAUGCCAUCAUUGUGUUCUCAGCGUGCUACCUGCCCGACAGCAGCUGCCCAGACUACCACUACAUCAUGGAGAACCUCUUCCUGUACGUGGUGAGCAGUUUAGAGAUGCUGGUAGCUGAGGAUUAUUUAAUUAUCUAUAUGAACGGAGGAACACCGCGCAGCAAGAUGCCAGGGAUUGGCUGGCUGAAGAAAUGCUAUCAGAUGAUUGACAGAAGGCUGAGGAAGAAUCUCAAGUCUCUGAUUAUCGCUCACCCUUCCUGGUUCAUCCGCACCGUUUUGGCUGUCUCGAGACCAUUCAUCAGUGUGAAGUUUAUGAAUAAAAUCCGGUACGUCCACAGCCUGGAGGAACUGGAGCAGCUUGUCCCAAUGGAGCACAUACACAUCCCAGAAUGUGUCCUACAGUUUGAAGAAGAAAGGAUCAAAGCACGUAAAGAAAGAAUGGAACAGGAGGAAAUUGAACAACAGAAAUUGCAGCAGCAACAACAGCAGCAAGAUUCAGCCAAUCCAGAGAGGUAG
Messenger RNA from Chanos chanos (milkfish), 1089 nucleotides. RefSeq names its product ATCAY kinesin light chain interacting caytaxin a (gene atcaya). Gene Ontology annotation, biological process: apoptotic process. The record is from RefSeq and is a predicted model, not a curated record. Gene Ontology annotation, cellular component: cytoplasm. NCBI's taxonomy places the organism in Eukaryota, Metazoa, Chordata, Actinopteri, Gonorynchiformes, Chanidae. The transcript has 10 exons. The coding region runs from base 1 to 1089 and encodes 362 amino acids.